Molecule: messenger RNA, 1389 nt
Organism: Rotaria sp. Silwood1
Lineage: Eukaryota; Metazoa; Rotifera; Eurotatoria; Philodinida; Philodinidae
Source: the annotation of a GenBank genome assembly
AUGAAUACACCAGCAUCACCACCAAAAACAGGAGCACGUCGUCAAGGAUCAAGCGAAAGAACAAGUAGUUCCUAUGAUGCUCUACGGUUUUUACGUACAACAAAUAAAUGGGAUAAAGACUUUUUACCACCAAUGUGUGCAUCACGUUUUUCAAAUCAUAAUGAUUUUGAAAGAGCUUUACAAGAUUUUUAUUAUGAAGUUGUUGAAAUAAUGCCUGAUUAUGUUCAACGUGUUCGUAAAGCUUGUCGUCUUAUAUUUGAUGAUUUAGUGCCACGUUUACGAAAAAAUCGUUAUGGUAUUGUUCUUAAUGAUCCAAUUUUUUGUGAUACUUUUUUUGAAAAUUUACAAGUUGUUCAUAUUCAACGUAUUAAUAUACUUAUACCAAUUACAAUACGACCCGUAGAAAAAGAACGUUUAGAUAAAAUUGGAUAUAUUUAUUUGAGAAUACCUGGUUCUGUCAAUGAUGAAGAAUUAUCACGAUAUGAUCCGUGGGGGUUUAUGAGAUCACGAAAAGAUAGACAAUACUUAUCACCAGUAGUGCUUGUUCAAUUAGUUCAUUCACUUAUUGAAGAAGCAUUAAAAGAUCCAAAUCCAAUAGAAUUUUUUGUUCUUGAACCACUUGAUAUCGAUCAUGAAGGUGCAGUUAUUCGAAUUCGUCAUGAAGAAUUAAUGUUUACAAUAUGUUUAUCAUUUGGUGUUAAAAUAAAAAAAACUGAUCCAUAUUUUGUUACAAAACCAUAUAUACUUGAUGAUUAUUUACAAUCAAAACGAGCCUGGCGUAUAUCAUAUAUUGAAGCUGAAAUGAAAUGUUUAAAAGUUCUUCACCGUGCUGAUCAUUUUCGUCAUGCUCAAGCAAUUAAAAUAUUUCUUGCUUUAGUUAAAUUAAAUCGAAUAUUUUCUGUAUUAAAUGAAGAUAUUAUAAAAGCCUUAAUGGUUUAUAUAUGUGAUGAAGAUCUUGUACAUCGAAAUUGGAAUCGUCGUCGAUGUAAUGAUAUAUUUUGGUCAUUAUUUGAUUUACUUUAUGUUUCAGUUGAUCAACAAAUUCUUAAACAUCCAUAUUUACCUGAAAUGAAUUUAUUAGAAAAAAUUGAUCGAACGAAAUUAGUACGUUUAAAAAAACAUUUAGAUUAUAUAGCUGAACAUCAACAUGAAUUUGAAAGAUUUUUUAAUCGUCGAGUACUUAGUUGUAAACGACGACGUAAUCAAUCAAAAAAUUUAUGGGCUUUCUUUGGUUCGUUAAGAAAUCAAUUAACUGAAGGUGGUGAUGAUGACGACAGUGCAGCAUCAAGUGAUGAAGGAAAUGAUAUAAUUUAUGAUGAAAAUAAUAUUCAUUAUGAAAAUAUUCAAUCAACUAAAAAUCAAAAUUCUCAAUUAUUUAAUAAUGUUUAA